AUGAUAGACCAUGUCUUGGGCAGGCCAUCGGUCAGAUUUCGCAAAUACCAAGUCUUUGCUGUCGUUUCAUUCUGGUCCUACUAUCUCUACAAAGGCAACCCGCAUGGCCCGCCGUACCUUCGUCGAAUAUCCAAACUCCUAUCCUCGCGCUUGACGGCCUGGCACACUGUUGUUCUGACCCUGAUAUAUCUUUACAUCACACGAAACUUCAGUAAGCUCGUAGGCCUCGAGUGCCCAGAACCACUUGCCAACCUCUACACAAGAUCGUACUUCCGAGCAACAUGGGUUACAACAGCGCUGGACGCAGGCUUCUGGACCGCCAUGAAUCUACGUCCUGUAUGGCUUAAAGACCUAGCGAGUCUUGUCUUCUCAGUCUAUUACCUUAUCUGUGCCGAACAAGCAGACGAGAAGGUGCGGAAGAUAAGAGCUGGCUUGACAUUAGAGCACCUGAGGGUCAGCUGGAACAAACCCAACACACCAUACAUCAACUUCUUUGGCAAGCUGAUGCGUCCGAAGUUGAUGCGUUACCCACCACGUGCCAUCCGCAUACCCAGACCCAGACAAAGCAGCUACGACGAACCUAUCCAAGCUUGGUUAUACUUCGACGGCCCCAUCAGCGAUCUGAAGAAUCAUGACAAGAUUGUGCUCGAUAUUCCCGGCGGUGGAUUCGUUGCAAUGGAUCCUAGAGCGCAUGACGACAAGUUGCUGGCCUGGGGAGCAAGAACAGGCUUGCCCGUCCUGGCGUUGGACUACAAGAAAGCUCCCGAACACCCCUACCCAUAUGCUCUGAAUGAGUGCUACGACACCUACCACACUCUGGUUGCAACCAAAGGACAAUGUAUCGGUCUCUCUGGGGAGACUAUGCCAAAGAUUGUCGUCAGUGGAGACAGUGCUGGUGGAAACCUGGCUGUCGGUCUGAUCCUCAUGAUCCUACAAUCCGGAAGCACAGCUGCUCGACGUUGGCAAGGCGAAACAUCACUCCCUGUACCUGAGGGUGCAGUCCUAAUCUACCCAGCUCUCGACAUGAACAUUGGCAAUUGGAUGACAGACGAACAAAUGUCUCUGAUCAAGGAUCGCAAAAUGCGAAAGACCAACAGAGGCGUUCUGAGCAGAAAGAGUGAUGAUUACAGAAAACUAACUCCCAACACCCCACAUGGAUCCGAGGAUGAAGAGGAUGACACCAGUCCUCCAAAGACGCAACGUACGAAUACCGCAGUGCAGCAGUUGACUGACAAACCUAUUGUCGCUUCGCCCGCAGAGCCUCACACCAGCGCUGCUCAUACCAUCGACGCCACAUCUACUACACCUGUUCCUCAGAUGCUACGUACCCGUCUUGCCAUGUCUUCUAUGAUCUCCUACUUCAACGACCGUGUCUUGACACCUGAAAUGAUGCGAGCUAUGAUCAUCUUGUACAUUGGGCCCCACUCACGCCCAGACUUCUCAACGGACUAUCUUCUUUCACCACUACUCGCACCCGAAGCACUUCUCACCCGUUUCCCAAAGACCUACAUGAUGACCGGCGAACGUGAUCCUCUGGUCGACGACACCGUCAUCUUCGCAGGCCGGCUGAAGCAAGCCAAACUGGCUCAUUGGAACAGCCGCAAGGAAUUAGGGUUGGUGCGCGAGCGUGACGUGUUCGUUGACACAGAUCACGUCAACGUAGUCCUCAUCCCCGGCAUUUCUCACGGCUUCCUGCAGUUCGCGGGUAUAUUCCCAGCAGGCUGGAAAUACAUUUCACGGUGCUCACGCUGGAUGGCUGAUUUGUUCCGUGAAGCCGACAUGCGCGCCGAGCUGGAGGAGGAAUGCGAAGAAACAGACCACUUUGGCAAUGAAGCUGGCUUGGGUAUGAAGAAAAGCAAUGGCAUCAGACACCAUCGCCGUAUGCCUACUGAGUCUUCCGGUGAUGAAGACAGGCCACUCGAGAUGAGUACACUGAAUGGCGGCGCCCGGACGAGCCCGAAGAAGAAAGGAAGUCCGAGGGGUGGUGGCAGAGCUGUCCGAGGAGCCAGAAAUGAGCGACCGAGGAACGAGAGGAUGAAAAGUCUGGUCAGUUUGGCUAGUGAGGAUGAUCUUCUGGGCAGGAGAAUGAAGGGCCUGACAGGCAAUCUGAUGGGUGAUGGAGGCAUGCCUCAAACUCCGUAG
Messenger RNA from Aureobasidium namibiae CBS 147.97, 2142 nucleotides. Its product is annotated as alpha/beta-hydrolase. Gene Ontology annotation, cellular component: cytosol. Gene Ontology annotation, molecular function: triacylglycerol lipase activity; sterol ester esterase activity. The record is from RefSeq and is a predicted model, not a curated record. The transcript has 3 exons. Gene Ontology annotation, biological process: triglyceride catabolic process. Lineage: Eukaryota; Fungi; Ascomycota; Dothideomycetes; Dothideales; Saccotheciaceae. The coding region runs from base 1 to 2142 and encodes 713 amino acids.